GUGCACGUGAACCAUGGGAUAUUACAGCCUUUGUGAUUCGUGACUUACAGUAUAUUCCUCAUAUUUGUAUGACUACCACCAUGAUUGUAUUUUAGGUAACAAAAUUGGAUAAUGAACAUUGUGAAAUGUUAUUAUAUCAAAAUAUGAUAAUUCGUGAGUCUGGGAAAAUGAAGGAUGCAUUAGAUCAUCUCAUAACCCAUGAACAUCAAAUACCUGAUAAGCUAGCGGUAACUGAACUUAAAGGUACGUCAUUUGUAUCAGAAACUUUGUUUAUAACAGGUAUUCGAAUGUUUCGAUUAGCUCAGUUAAUUAGAAUAAACAUGAUUGACUGAUCAGAUUGAAAAGUAGUUGCUCUACGAUUGUUAAUGCUGUGAUGAAAAUGACAAUGAUUCUGUACUACGCCGUACUGUAUGUUGUAACCCUCAAUAUCACUAGUUUUCUUAAUUUUUUUGUCAAUUAAAAUAAAACAUUUUCCAACAGCUUGUAUCAAUCUGGAGCUUGAUAAUCUUAAGGAAGCAAGGAAGUAUUACUGGGAGUUAUUGGAUAGAAAUCCUGAGAAUGUUGGAUACUAUCAACAACUUGAGAAAUCAAUUCAACCAAGUAUGUACAGUAUGACACACAUUCUGGAGACUUUCCCCAGAAAUGUCCAGAAAUGACGUCACAAUAGCAAGGUGUUGCGUUUGUCUUACUGUCGUGUUAGAAUUAAGUUUAUAUUUAAGGUUAGCAAUAAAUAUUAUUAGAUUAAGAUUAGAGUUACUGUAGGAUUAGCAGACCAUCCUGGGAAUGCGUGUGAUCAGGAAGUAUGAUUUAUCGCACGCCUCAAUUAAGCUGUAAUGCGAAAUAUAUUUAUCAAGUCAUUUAAAUACACUGUUGCUUGUCAUUUCAUUUUCGUUCAGUCACUUACUAUAACAAGAUUCACUGUAAACUUAUUGAAAAAAACUAUACGUAAUUAGUUGCAGCUUUGCAAAAAUUAGUUGCAGGCCUUGCAAUAAUGAAAUGUCCAGUACGUUCGGGAUGAAAAAAUGGUCGCACAUUACCACCGCACGCCUGACAACCUUUCCUUCUUGGGAUGGCUUGGGUUAGAGUCAGGAUAAGGAUUAGACGGGUUAUAAGAAUAGAGUAAAAAUUACCUGAACUCCUUUAAAUGGACAAAGGAGUGAGUCACUUGAGACAAGAAACAGUGUGAUUCUCUUUAUUAAUUUAUGUUUAUUGUAUGAUUAUUGAAUAGAAGAUACGCAGGAAAGAAUGAAGAUUUAUAGAACUAUGGCAGAAAAGUUCCCGAGAGCACAAUGUCCAAAACGAUUGCCACUGAAUUUCUUAACUGGUUUGUACUUUUGAUCGUCUUUGUAGCUGUACUGGAAUGCCAAUGUGUUUGAUGUCUUUUUAGCUUACAUAAAAGACUUCCCUUUUCCAUUCAUGUACUGUUUUCCGUUGUCCAGAGUAAUUUAGACAUGUUUCAUCACGCUGAUAUUAUUCUUGAACGUAUUUUCACGAUCAACAUUCCAAUCUAGUGUCCUCAUCCUUCUAUACUGUACUUCAGCACGUCAUUGACCAUCUUGUGGUGAUAUAAGAGUUUCUUCACAUUAUUGGAUGAUGACGGCAACACUCAGCUACUUGUACACCAACCUGAUGAUGUUUUGCUUUAUAUCUAUUUAGGAAGCGAAUUUGCUGAAAAACUUGAUCGUUAUAUGAGACCAGCUAUAAGGAAAGGUGUCCCUCCAUUGUUUGUAAAUCUUCGCAGUUUAUACGAUAAUAAGGAAAAGGUAAAUUGUUCGAAGUAGCGAAUUUUGGCUUUGAUUUGUGACUUUCACCUUAUGACAUAGGACCAUCGCACGAAACGCCACGUUUAUCAGGUCGUUGAACGUCAAAGCGCGGCAACUGAUUACUGUGAAAGUACUCUCCUAACGUGCAACUGAAAAUAUAGUCACUCGAAUUAUACAUUAAAUAUUAAACUACAUAAACUCUAACACUAUAUCGAAGGGUACGAAUAUGACCGUCCUGAUCAUUCAAUUUUGGAGCUGUUGUUUAUUUAUUCAGCCAUGACCUUUUUUCAGCUGAAGUCUAUAGAAGAUAUUGUACUGCAAUAUGAAAAGUGUUUAUUAGAACGAAGCUGUUUUGAUGAAACAGGUAUUGGAAAUGUUUAUGGUCCGCAAUAACGUAAUGUUAGCAGUUAGCUGUGUCUUGGGAUAUUCUCCCACAGAAAGAUUUUCAAGUCUGACUGUUUGAGCUCCCAGGAAUGGAAAAUUUCUGCAUUCUUUGGGACUUAUAGUCGAGUUGACAAUUAUAUCUGUAUAUUUCACUCUAUUUUUAUUUGGUGGACCCUUUUAGCAGAAUGCCCCCUUUAACUGGGACCCAGGGCAAAUUGCCCACUCUCUCUCUCUCUCUCUCUUAGGAGUUUAAGCAUGAAUGACGCGAAGCUGAAGAGGAAUAUAACACAACGGUAACUCCGAAAUUAAACAUUUUAAUAUUCUAGCUUUCGACUAAGAUUCAGUCAUCAUCAAGAAUGAUGUUGAUGACUGAAUUUAGUCGAAAGCUAGAAUAUUAAAAUGUUUAUUUUCGGAGUUACCGUUGUUUUAUAUUUUAUUAAAAUACUCAGUGGUUCCCGUAAUUUUUGAAGAGGAAUGGUGUUCAACAUUACGAAAUUAAUCAUACUGUACAGUAUAUAGUACAAAGGUCUAUGGGUCUAUAUAGGAGUUUUAAACGUCAUCCAUGCUCUGUUUACGCGGCAAUAUGCAUAUACCUGUACUCAUGUACAACAUUUCAAUCUUAUUAGCCAUUACCAGGUACUCCUCUUAAAUAUUUUUUCUGCUAGAAUUCAAAAUGUAAACAUUUUAUUUUGGGUACAAAUAAAUGUUUGUUGUUAAAUAAAAUAAAUUCUGAAAUUACACUGAAAUACUUUCGCUUGCUUCUACUUUUAAAUAUGAAAUGUCCUUAAAAUUUUCUUGCCGGAGCAGGAGCCGGCGUUUUGACUGCCGGAGCUAAAAUAACCGAGUUUGCACAGCCUCCUUCCGCCGCUUGUUUCGAUCGGUGGCAGUCGAUUAAAAACAGACCUGAAUAGUUGUCGAGUAGAACUCUUCUAAAUAGUAGCACCCAUACAAUAUACAUAUCAUUUCAUUGGCGUACUGCAUGCUUGAACUCUCUAAAAUUGAAAAUAAUAGAUAAUUAAACUUCCAUCUUUUAGUAAUGUCAGAUUGUCUGCAAUAUUUUUCAGAAUCUAUGAAAGAGUCACCUACAGUAUUAUUAUGGACACGAUGUUAUCUUGCUCAACACUACGACAUUGUAGGAAAUACUAAAUUAGCAUUGGAAUAUAUUGAUAAAGCAUUGGAACAUACACCCACUUUAAUAGAAGCGUAUAUGAUAAAGGCGAGAAUAUAUAAGGUGAGAUUCGUUCCCAGGGUGACAUUCAGAAACAUCUGCUGGAGAAGUGCUUAAAGGGCGUGAUAUUUUUAAUGACAAGGAACGUCAGGAGGAUGUAAGGGUGGACUCUCUUCAGUACAUGUAUUGCAGUGGCCAUUGUAGACAUCACUUGCUAAUAUUGUUGUCUCAAUUUGUAACUUGUAUGCUGCAUAAAGUAAGAUUGGUUUGUCGCUAUCUUGAGAAAUCUACAAUAUUUCAUCAAGACGAAACAAAUCUACAUUUGGACAUACACUUUUUUCACUAAAGUUUAACCCACCAAAUAUUUGCACUAAACCUUGUGGGGAGGGACCAACAUUCUUUGUUUAAAUAAAACUCAAUCACUCACUGUAAAUUGAGUUAAAAUUAAGUUUAAAAUACCACAAUUAAACAUUAUAGCUGCUUGAUGCCACUUGUUUGCGAGGAAUAAUAUGAUGUUAUUAUUUUCAUUUGAAACUUAUUGAGAGGUAUAACUGAAGCAUGUAAUGUAUAAUGAACAGUGCAUUCCAGCUAUGUUUACGUUUUAGAGCCCACUGAUAUAAUACAUUGAUGUUGUUGAUUUAUAGCAUGGUGGUAAUAUAGUCCAAGCGGCAUUUUGGAUGGAUGAAGCUCGAUCUCUAGAUACCGCUGAUAGAUAUGUGAACUCGAAAUGUGCCAAGUAUCAGAUGAGAGCAAAUGAAAUUGCAAAAGCUGAAAGAACUUGUGGAUUGUUUACCAGGGUAAGGAUGUUGAUAGCUUUUAAUACAUUGAUAGGUAGGCCGAGAUGUUGAAUGCUUGCUUAGUGCUAUUUACCACUGGACUGUAAGGUACUGCCUCGUGCCCAGGCAUGUGCGUGUCGUGCGACGCGUAUUGCAAUGUUGAGCGAAGCACGAAGGGGCUGUUGGGUAGAAAGUCUUCCCAACAGCCUCCUCGUGCUUCGCUUACCAUUCGAAAUACUACAUAGCCUAGAGUAAAUAUAUCGCUUGGGUAUGAGGCAGGGUAUAUAUCUAAUCAUGUAGGCUGAGACCAUUUCUUUGUGGGCUUGCAUGGCGAGAAAUACCGUAUUAUUGUUUUAUUUUGUGGGAAAAUUACGUUAAUCACGUUUAAUUAUUUGGCAAAAUUUUCCAGUUUGUUUAGCGCUAACCCUGGAUUAAAACCUUUAAGUCCUGACCACUACCUGUUCAACUACUUUCUUAUGUUUGUGUACAAUCUGUUUCAAAGUUUGAUCAUUAGUGCGAUUAAACCUACAACUGGUCUGUGGCAUGAUGUAUUUAGUGUUUUAUUAACACGUUUUCAGGCAGGAGAUCUCCCAGAUAUACGUAUUUCCCUCGGGACAAUACAAUUCGAUCACUGUUUUUGAUGUCAAUGAGCUUGUUCUGCGAUUGCUAAGUUCCUUCUCUGUAAAUUGCGAAUGUUUGAAAUGCAUUUCCUAGUGUAUUUUUGGUGAACAUUUCUCAGUAGCUACAUGUAUUGCAGUGGCCAUUGUAGACGUCAGUUGCUAAUAUUGAUGUCUCAAUUUGUAACUUGUAUGCUGCAUAAAGUAAGACUGUUUUGUCGCUAUCUUGAGAAAUCUACAAUAUUUCAUCAAGACGAAACAAACCUACAUUUCAACAUGCACUUUUUCGCUAAAAUUUAACCCAGUAGAAGUGGUUGCACUUUAAAGCCUAUAAUACCCUCCUUCUCAUAUCACACAACCGUAAAUAUGUCUAAAUUAUGAGUUAUUCGAGUUAUUCUGAAUGUCCCAAACUCGAUCAUUGUGUAAUGGAUUUGUAAAGUUAAUACACAGGACAACAUCCUUUCUAUACAUUCUUGUUACACCCAAAUGCUUUUUGAAUUGUUCUACUAUGUAAUGCCUUGCCUGUCAGGCUUGCCAAUAAUUUUUGUUAAGAACGUUAAAUUCAUGCCUAAUUUCCAAAAUUUACUGUGGUAGUCUCUUAUAUCACAAUUCGUCCUUCAUUGUUGUUAUCACAGGAAGGCAGCCUGGCAUCGGAAAAUCUCAAUGAAAUGCAAUGCAUGUGGUUUCAAUCAGAAUGUGGUCGUGCGUAUAAAAGACUUGGAAAUUAUGGAGAAGCUUUAAAGAAAUGUCAUGAGAUGGAAAAGGUAAUCAUUACAAAUGAAUUCAUGCAGUCAAAGCUUUUUGUGACACCUACAAUAUUUGCAAAAAAAACUAUGGAACACAUGCUGGAAUUUCACACAAUUUCAAAGACGCCCCCAGGUCAAUGUUGGGCGUACAAAUAUGUGAUCUCUGGUUGCAAGACGCCAACAUUGAAACGUGUGGGGGAGGGAGGAUGGAAUAAAUGUAUCAAGAAACGAAUGAUUCAUCUGAGUGCAUGUAAAAAAACUAGAUUGUAUAUUACAAAUGAUUGUAGAUCUCGAAUUUGGAAAAUGAAAGAUGGUGUCAUGAUAUUCUAGGCCAGUUUGAAAUUACAUUCAGUUGUUUAAAUCAGUUUACAGGGUUUAAAAUAGAUAUUUUGAAUUUAAAUAUAUUUGUAGGCUGUUUAGUACAUGUACCUUUUUUGUACCGGCGCUUUUUUUCAGGUUUCAGGCUCUGAUAUGCCGAACAUGAAUAUCAUGCACUAACAUCGGAUUACGAAUAUGCAGAAAUUUUAAUACCUUGAGGACACAGAUUGAAUUUCAAUUUUCCAGUCAAGUGUGAGAGAAAAAUUACAGUAAAAAUAAAUUAUAUAAGUUAUGCGUGGCAUUUUAUAUGAAUUAAGGUGGGCAAUGAUUUCCAUACGACUCCCACCGUUCCCAUCACUCACAAAAAUUAUUAAGAGCCUAUAAAUUUAACGUAAAGAUUAACAAAUUACGGAGAAAAACUCGGCAUUUGUAAUUUAAAAGUCACCUGCUAGCAAUAUGAAAAUGCCAGCGACUGCCGACAGCCGGCUGCUAUUUUAAACCCUGGUGUAGCAUUCACUGAUAUAUAGAAUAAAAUGAAGAUCUUUCAUUCUCCAACUUUAGCAUCUGUAUGGGAUUUACAAACACGAGUCGAAUACGUGUGGUUGUAAAUCCUGCACACAGAUCGGACGCGAGUACUUUGUCGUACGUAUCAAACAUAUACGUCAGAAUGGUCAUGUUUCUCGACUCAUUUAAACUUUAGAUAUAUUACAAAGUUGCACUAAAAAACAGCACCCUUUGAUUUGUUGCCGUUUUUCUUAGCAUUUUGAAGAAAUCACGGAGGACCAGUUUGAUUUUCAUUCUUACUGCUUGAGGAAAAUGACUCUGUGUGCUUAUGUGAGGUUUGUAUAUUUUCCAGUGUUGGAAGUUGUAUGUAUGAAUUAGUUGUCUGUUUUAUGAAUAAGAUGCUCAGCUCAUCUUUCAAUAUUAAGAAUUGUCGGUUGCUUAAACUUGGUCAACUAAUCUUGUUUGUAAAAAUGUGAAAGAAACGCAAUGUAAACAAUUGCAAUGUAGUCUCGAACGUAGCGAACCGUGAUGGAAUAAUGAUUUGUGGUCAGUUUUGUGAGAAAAAUAGACAGAUUUAGAUCGAGGAUAUCCGUACAUGGGCACAACACGUCCUCGAUCUAAAUCUGUCCAAUAUUGGAAUCUUGGCAUACCACAGCAACAAAUAGUAAAGAAUUAAAAAUUCUGCUCAGAGAACGUGUUUCAAAAAUUAAAUUGUUUGGUAAGACUGUCAGCGUAUUAGUUGUUGGUGGGGAAUCCUGUAGUUGAAACUUGAUCACUGAAAUAUUUAGGUAACUAAUUUAAAAUAUUCUAUUGUCUAGGUUACUAAGACUUGAAGACAGUUUGCGAGGUCAUCAUUUCUACUUUACAGUCGCAAAGUUAGCCAUCGAAGUAUGUUUUGAUAUCGAUACUAUUUGAAAUAAUAAUAUUCUACAACAAUGCACCCUUUAGGAAAGUAUGUCACCUUGGCUAUAGAGCCUCGUUUUCGUGUAUGUGACAUUAAUUAAAGCCCAACAUCUUAAUCACGAAAACGAGGUUCUAUAGCCAAGAUGACGUAAUUUCCGGGAGGGUGUAUUAUCACUUCAUGUACGUUAAUUCUGCCAUAUCGUAAAUUCAUGUUUCAUUCCAUCAUGACUGCCUUUCAAGUCUAUUUGUUACUAAUCGACAAUGCCAUACUGUAACUACAACACCCGAUAUCCUAAAUUCAUGUUUCUUUCCAUCACAACUGCCUUUCAAGUCUACUUGUUACUAAUCGACAAUGCCAUACUGUAACUACAACACCCGAUAUCCUAAAUUCAUGUUUCUUUCCAUCACAACUGCCUUUCAUGUCUAUUUGUUACUAAUCGACAAUGCCAUACUGUAACUAUACAACAUCCGAUAUCCUAAAUUCAUGUUUCUUUCCAUCACAACUGCCUUUCAAGUCUAUUUGUUACUAAUCGACAAUGCCAUACUGUAACUAUACAACACCCGAUAUCCUAAAUUCAUGUUUCUUUCCAUCACAACUGCCUUUCCAGUCUAUUUGUUACUAAUCGACAAUGCCAUACUGUAACUACAACACCCGAUAUCCUAAAUUCAUGUUUCUUUCCAUCACAACUGCCUUUCAUGUCUAUUUGUUACUAAUCGACAAUGCCAUACUGUAACUAUACAACAUCCGAUAUCCUAAAUUCAUGUUUCUUUCCAUCACAACUGCCUUUCAAGUCUAUUUGUUACUAAUCGACAAUGCCAUACUGUAACUACAACACCCGAUAUCCUAAAUUCAUGUUUCUUUCCAUCACAACUGCCUUUCAAGUCUAUUUGUUACUAAUCGACAAUGCCAUACUGUAACUACAACACCCGAUAUCCUAAAUUCAUGUUUCUUUCCAUCACAACUGCCUUUCAAGUCUACUUGUUACUAAUCGACAAUGCCAUACUGUAACUACAACAACUCCCGAAAUGCCAGUUUAUAUCCUCAUGUAUUUGAAACGAAUGUGGAGACGUUCACUGUUUAUUCUCAAGGCUUAGUAUAUGAAAUUCAUUGCUUGAUGAUUUUAAAGAAACAAAGUUUUACUGCAUUCUUAACUCAACCCAUGUUAUACAACCUGAUAGCAUCAUACACGACAACAAACCUUACAGCCAGUUAGCAAAAUGUUUAUAGAUAGAGAAUUGAUAGAGAAUUUUAAAAAGCGUUAAAUUACAUUUUGUUGACCAUGAAAGUAUGCCGUGGCCAUUGUGGACAUCAGUUAAUAUUGUUGUCCCAAUUUUUUAUGCGGCAUAAAUUAAUUAAGUUUGGUUUGUUGCUAUCUUGAGAAAUCUACAAUAUUUCAUCAAGACGAAACAAACCUACAUUUGCAUAAAACAACUUACUCUAUAAUAUAUUCCAUUUGGUGAGUUUCAGUAAGCAUUAUUACAAGAGGCUUACUGUUAAAAACAAGAAUGAAGUUUUUAGUGUUACAUUUGUUUACAUUCAAUUAUGCUUUGGUGCUGGAUAAUUGUAGUUCUCCAGAAAAAUAUUGCCAGCGCGUACCGUCAGGUUACGAUCCACUGAUCAGAGUGUUCCAUUGUCUUUUCAUUGUUUUGAAAACCCACUGUACAUACAGUAGGGCGCAUUGCAACUUAAUGGGUUAAAUAUAUUUAAUAUAUUUCUUUUUGUAGUGUUACUUAGACCUAUAUGAUAAGCCGCUCUCAGACGGUAAUAAGGACUCCCUUGCCAGUACUGACAAUCUAUCUGAGAAAGAUCUGAAGAAAAAGAAAAGUAAACAAAGGAGAGCUGCAAAGAAAGCAGAAAUUCAAGAAAGUAAGACAAACUGUUUUAUAAUCAGUUUCUGAAUCCCCGGGAACGGCCGUCUGGUUUCACCUGCGAAACUGGACAUUUGGGAUGUCUGAUUGAGACAUGCAAAAUAUUUCAUGCAUGCACUCAGCGAGGGUGAACAAUCCGCAUAUUUGUUCCCAAGGGGCGGGCAUGUGUUCAGUUCCCUUGUGGCUUCUUAAGGGGCCGUUGAUGUGAAAGGUUGGCUGACCAGGGUUAGUAAGAUGGGCAGAAAGGUGGAACAUAUUUUGCUUGUGUUUAUAUACGAAAAUUCAUCCCGCUUGUUGAGACAAUCUAAGUUUUUACAGUUACCUGGCCAGCUUGGUUAGUGAGUUUUUAUAUGGGAAGUUUUCAUUAAUAAUCUGGAUUCAAUAUCAAUAUACUAAAUAUUGUAUAUGUAUAUGUCUUUUUUAACUAGAAGGCAAAGAUUCCAAGGACGUGAAUCAGAAGAAUGAAGGGAGCGAAGAAAAUAAACUUGACGCAGACACUCUGGCAAAGGUUAGAAUGUUUCUCAGCAUUAAAUAAACGAUUGCUCAGGAGUGACCACACCUUGAAGUUGAACUGUUAACAUUGCGACCAGUUGCCGAAUAGAAAUUCAUUUUCUGAUACAACCUUGAUUUCUCUUGAAUACAACCUUCUUAAUUUCCCGUGAAUAUAACCUUCUUAAUUUCCCUUGAAUACAACCUUCUUAACCUUAAUUUCCCUUGAAUACAACCUUCUUAAUUUCCCUUGAAUACAGUACAACCUUAAUUUCCCUUGAAUACAGUACAGCCUUCUUAAUUUCCCUUGAAUACAGUACAACCUUCUUAAUUUCCCUUGAAUACAGUACAACCUUCUUAAUUUCCCUUGAAUACAGUACAACCUUCUUAAUUUCCCUUGAAUACAGUACAACCUUCUUAAUUUCCCUUGAAUACAACCUUCUUAAUACAGUACAACCUUCUUAAUUUCCCUUGAAUACAGUACAACCUUCUUAAUUUCCCUUGAAUACAACCUUCUUAAUUUCCCUUCCUUUGUUCUCACAUGUGUCAUGUACUUCUGUUUUCGAUUAAUAAACAUCAUCAUUAAAAUGAGCUCAUAAAUAGUUGUAUUUUAAAAAAACGUGGCAUUCUCCUGGAGAUGACAUGACUACAAAGUAAUAGUCAAAACAUAAAGAAUGAAAAUGUUAACAAUUUAUCAUUUAUGGAUGUCUAUUGUUUUGCAUGUGUUUAAUUAAAGUGUGUGAACGGGCACCUUUUGAAUUUGUGCAGGAACAUUUUAAAAUCUCAUUAAACAUUUUAACAAUAUUCAGCUCUCAAAACCUAAAUACCAUGCAUUUUUGCAGACCCUGUCUCAAGUUAUGAAUUUUGCUCGCAGGCACUAAAUAAUGACUGUUACAAAGUUUCAAGUACAGUAGUUUCAUAAUGCAAACAGAACUGGAUUUCCGUUCUUUUGCUAGUUGAAGGCCUUAUUUUCUAAAUUAUAAAUUAAACCACUUCAGGUGUCAUAUUAUGGUUGGCAAUUGGCAUGAUAUUGCAAAAUGCUUGCGGGUGUUUGAAUGGUACUAACAAUCCUGUGUUUCAGGUUGAAGACCCGCUGAGUGAAGCAGUCAAAUUUUUAAAACCAUUACAAACGUUUUGCUCUGAUAACAUUGAAACCCACUUGCAAGCAUUUGAGAUUUACUACAGAAAAGGUAGGCUGCUUUAUACUAUUUGUAGAAAAUUAUAUUAAUUUCAUAGUUACUAUACCAUAUUUACUGCAUAGUCAUUUUGCUCAGGCCGCACCUGCAUGUUCAGCGAACCGGGCUGACACUCAACUAAUUUAGCUGUCGAGCAACUGAGGAACGCACAAAUUUAAAUUAUUGGCGGAUACUACGGGGUGGGGCGCGAGAGGAGGGGAAGACGACCGCCCCUCCACAACCGCCAAUAAUUUCUUUGAAUGAAAAGCCUUUGAAUGGUACCCCCAUGAAAGUGUUGGUAGGCCAUAAAUUGAAGGAAAUUUGUAUGAAAUCUAAUUUCAAUAAUGUUUAAAGAACUGAGAUUUGUACUAACAAAAGGGUAGUAAUGUGAUGGCAACUCCUAAUAUCUCGCAAAGUGUCCGCCACUGGUUCAAAUACAUAUUUAAGCGCACUAGAUAUUGUCGCAACUUGUCAACCUACUGUAGAAACAUAUUAGAAUUCUUGUGAUGGUAGAGUGUUUCAACUCUGAGCAAUCAUCAAGACGAUAUGAUAUAACUAUAUAUCUCUUCCUAUCUCAAAUUAAUAUAAUGUAUAUGUAUAUGUAUAUCUAAUAUAAUUAAUGUAUUGAAUGAAGCUAUUUUGCCCCCAGUAUCUACUGAGCUGCAGUUGUGUAUAUUUACUUUACAUUUUCUAGAUAAAUUAUUACUGAUGUUACAGUCUGUGAAAAGGGCAGUGAAAGUAAAUCCGACUCAUGCAAAACUUCAUGAAUGUUUGGUAAAAUUAAAUAAAAAAGGUUUGUAUGUUAUCGUUAGCCUGUGCUACAAUCUCGGUCAGUGUAGGUAGCGACGAUAACAAGGCAGCUGCGGAUUGAGAAAGUAACCUACGAGGUAGGAGCGUACAGGAAAGAGCCUGGGUACAAGGUUGUUGAGAGUGAUACAACUACCUGAAGAAUACAAGCAGAACUUCACAAACUUCCCGACAAAGGACCUUCGCUCGAAACGUCGUACAGUAGUUGGGCUUGUAUUUUUCAGUUUAUCUCGCCAAUCCGCAGUUGUAUUGUUCCCCUGGUUCACAAAUCUUAUCAUCAAUACCAUAGACCAGUUGCCACUUAGAAAACCACUUAAACCAUAGACCAGUUACCAGUUAGACCAGUUACCACGUAGAAAAAGUUGGGUUAAAAAUGAACAGCUGGGAAAUUUGUUGCGCAUGCGCCAGAUUUCCAUUGAAACUUGAAGAUUUCCCCGAAGAAAUAUUACGAGAUGUUCGUGGUUGUUGUAUAUUUUUGAAUGCCUGUUUAAUCUUUAUACUUUUUUUGCUUGAGACAAAGACAAAGUAAAAUGUACUCUACGUUUCCAGUAUAUAGAAUAUCUCGUUUGAACAGCAAUAGAAUAUUAACAAACAAGAAGACAUUUGACACGCUAUUUAAAAUCUGUAGUCAUGCACGACUGAGGUAUAAAAGCCAAUCGUUGCGAGCUUGACAGCCUUGUCAAACGCAAAACAAGUACAAAUUUGGAUUCAAACAGAAAGAAGUUCAAUGUUAAUACAACUAAAAUAUAUUCUGUACAAAUACGGGUGGUUUAAAAUGUUUCAAUUGAAUUUUCAAAGCUUUUAUCUAUCGCUAUGAUAAUCAAACUGUGAACUUGAUGCCGCAGUUUUGUUGACGCUUGCGAAUGCAAAAUAACUUCCCGUAAACAGAGCAUUUCUACACAAAACUCUCGCUUAGUCUUCUGAUGCACUUGUACGUUCGGUUCUACUAGUUAAACAAGGAAAAUAUUCAAGAAACACUGGUAAAUUAUCGUUGUCAAAAAACAUUUCAGUGCUGAGGUAGUACAAGGUCUCAAGGGCAAGGUCAAGUUGUCGAUUUCAUUACAUUUCACAGUACUUCGGAAUGUUUUCGAACUCUUGCUUCAUACAAGAGCAGUAAACGCACGCAUUUCAAAGCGAAAUUAGACGCAAAGGGGCAAUUUUUCAACAAAAUUCAUUGUUAAAUUAUGUUUCCUAUUUGCCUUAGGAGCAAAAAAAUAUGAUUUUAAAUUUGGAGGAAUCGGUAAUUUUUUUUUCAAUUUGGCCUGGUAUUGCACCCUACCUAUGUAAUGACUGUGCUGUAAAAGUAAUCAAAUAUACUAUUUUGAAUUUCCCUUCAUUGAAAGGAUCUACUAUUGUGGACUAAACUAAAUUUUAAUCAGCAUACAAGACUGCAAACAACAGCCAAGAAUUAGCUGGGUAGUUUGCAAACUUUAAAAAUAAUUGGACCUCAAACUUUGAUCCCCAAAAGUAAACAAAUGGCCAAUACUGCGAACAUAAUCCAAGUUUUGACCACUAGGGGCAAUUUUUAGAUGUAAAAAAACUUGUUUAAAUUACAUAUCAAACAAAGGCAAAACAAAAUUUGGUAUUAAUUUUUUGGAGGAAACGUCAAGGUUUUUUGCUAUCCGCGCACGCUUCUACACCCCUUCCCCCAGGACCUUCUCUAUCAGAAAACAGUUUUCUGCAGAAACUAUGCUUUUUUAUCAGGAAAAUUUUUACUUUUCUCAAAAAAAUACUUAAGAAACACGGAAACCUUAAAUAUUUAAAUAAUUUUCAUACCUUCUUGGGAUUGCAAAUAGCAAAAUUUGAUUCAUUACCACACUUUUUAAAAUAUAUGUGACAAAGUUGCUUCGAAAUCUCUAUCACGCAGUAGCAUGUUUAUUUACCCUCAUCCCUUUGACUGAAUAAAGUUUAUCUUUUUGAAAAGCUAUUUGUUUUAUAGCUCUUGCUUAGCAGUUUACGUUUAUGUCGAUUUUGGCACCCAUGAGGCCAACAAGUUAUGGUAAUCCGCGAAUGAAAACUGAUAUUCGAAAAGCACAAAAGCCAACUCCUAGCUAUGUAACUUUAUCGCCUGAAUUUUGAAUCAAUCUACAAUUAAAUUUCUGGUAAUGUAGAUGCUUUCCAUACUUGAGAUGUUAGUGAAGUUUUUCCAACAAUUUAAUUUCCUUGAUCGCCGUCUUAAAAAUGCAAAAUCAUCAGUUGAAAUUUCACUCGUGUUGUUUUUUCAAAUUUUCGAAUUUUUGUAAAAUAUCGCGUGCGCCAGCAAUUUCUCUGCACAGCGACAACAAAUUUCCCAGCUGUUUUAAAAAUGUCAAAUUUCCAGAAAACACAGCGGAAACAUGACAGUGUGCAAACGUCCACGCCUUGUGAACUUUUGCUGAAAAACACACUCGUACGUUCUCUGCUGCGUUUCACGUAGAUGACAGGACAACGCCCAUACCAGACCUUACUAUACCAUUUAAUCUUAUCACGAAACAAAUGCAAUGGCCAUUAGGACUUCGCUGACGUCAUAGUGCUGUCCUAAUUUGUAACUUUUCGUUGCUGAAAAUAAAUCCAGUCUGUCGCUAUCUUAGAAAGUCUUAUAAAUACUUCACUAAGACGAAGCAGACUAACAUACACGCAUAAUCGAACCUAUAUAUGCAUAUAAGGCCACUUGGACGAAGGAUUAUGUGGUAGAAAAUGUCUAAUUCAACAACAAAUUAAACAUGUAUUCAUUAAACAGUAUAAUAUUGUUUUGUAGUUACGUCAUCCCAGAAUCUUGAAGAAAGUGUCGUUGAAGUAAUGAAAACGGAAAUGAAACCUUUGUUUGGUGGACUGGAUCUACUGGAUUUCAACAAUGAAUUUUUAAACAAGCACAAGUUUUCUCUACCCCACCAGCUGGCUGGUAAGCUUGUUUGUUCUGUCAGCUUUAUAAACAAGCUACUAUACUGGUAUACAGAGUCGACAUAUUCUGUUGUCAAUUGUGUUAUGUGGAGAAAGUGAUGAAUGGAAAUGUUUCUUUAAUAAUGAAUAGAAGAAAAUAUUCUAUAUUUCAGACUUUUCAGUUCAAAUAUAUGGAUGACAUUGUAUAAUUGUAAAUGCAGUAUCCUCCACAAUAUUUUGAGAUUAGCCCAACAAUCAAAUUCGUAGAUUUGUACCAAGUGAGCAUGAAAUUUAUCAUCGAAUCACCCUCUGAUGAUGAGGGAUGGCGUUUCACCCUCGGGAAUAUCAGCACUUCAGGCAAUAUUUUGCCGAAUUCCUCUCGCUUCACGUACAGUAUAUAUAUACAGUAUAUAUACUGUACGUAGAAAAUAGAUUUCUCACAAAAUAAUUUUGUUUAGAUUUCUUACAAAUUAACUCUUUGUGUAGGUGCGGCGAUGAUGUAUCUGCUAGAGCCGUCUAAACAAUCUGAAGCUAUUUCCAUUGCUACUUCGCUUGGUGAAGACAUGAACGAGCGUACUAUAGAGGUAAAUCUCAUUUGGAUUUUACUCCUCCAAUUUUUUUUAAAUAAAUGUUUUUUCCGCAAAAUUAGUUCGCCAUUUUUGUCCUGGAAUACGGCGAACAUUGCUUUGUGCUUCAUUCUACAGGCCCGUUUACACUUGCGAUUUCUGCUGCAAUUUCUACUGCAAUUUCUAGUGCUAUUUUCUCCCGAUGCAUGCAUGUGAACGAAGCAGAUGAGUUACGAAUGUUCGAAGUACAUGUACCCUCAUCUGAACAUUCGUAACUUAUCCACUCGUUCACAUCUAUCAGAAGAAAAUCGAAGUGUAAACGAGCCUUACUGCUACCGCUGCUUCUCUGA
Molecule: messenger RNA, 15294 nt
Organism: Paramuricea clavata
Lineage: Eukaryota; Metazoa; Cnidaria; Anthozoa; Malacalcyonacea; Plexauridae
Source: the annotation of a GenBank genome assembly